Messenger RNA from Rotaria sp. Silwood1, 1779 nucleotides. The record is from the annotation of a GenBank genome assembly. NCBI's taxonomy places the organism in Eukaryota, Metazoa, Rotifera, Eurotatoria, Philodinida, Philodinidae.
AUGAUGACAGUCAAUAUUGAUAUUGAAGAUGGUCUAGUCAAUGGUGCUUGUGGAAAAUUAAUAAUGAUUGAUUAUGGAAAACUUCAAAAGACUAAUGAGACAGUAUCAUGUAGACUAUGGAUUAAAUUUAAUGAAGAGAAAACUGGGAGAAAAACUAGAGCUAAUUUUCAAAAUGUAAUGCGAAAUAGAAAUAUUGAUCUCAGUCUCACGCCAAUUGAACCAGUAACACGGCAAAUAAAUACAAGGUCAACAAAUUUCAAAGUAGAACGUAAACAGUUCCCAGUAGUUCCUUGUGAAGCUAUGACCAUAUACAAAAGUCAAUGUGAUACUUACGAAAAAGUCGUUGUCAAUCUGAAGAAGGGGAUGACAAGAUCUGAAUUAUACGUCGCUUCUAGUCGCGCGACAAAAGCAAGUGGUUUAUAUUUAGUUGGCGACUUUGUUCCACCAAAACCACCUGAAAGUAAUGAUGCAGCAGCGAUGAUGUUCAAAAACAUGAGAUCUGAGCGAAUGCUGAAAUUUUCACUUGAAUUUCCUGAAGAGUCUCAAGAAAGAUUCUAUUUAAUGUUUCAUAAUGAAAAAAACCAUAUUGAAUACUCUUCAAUAAAAAUUGAUGAUUUUUGUAUCAUUUCUAUUUACAAUUCACCAAAUUCGUCAUUUGAUGUCGUAAAACGACAUAUUAAUGAAGUGAUUACUGUUUCCAAACGAUUUUGUGAAAAUAUAGUUAUUGUUGGUGAUUUUAAUCCAGAUUUAAAGAUAAAAACUAAUCACAAAUUUAUUGACUAUAUGGAAUCAUUCGGACUCACUUUAAUUAAUGAAUUAAAUAAAAAUUCAACUAAUGCUAAAACACAGAUCGACUAUUGUUUUACUAAUGGGAAUGGUUUGAAAUCUGAUUAUUUUGAAAGUCUAACAAGUUUUCAUAAACCAAUAUGGAUAAGAAAGCGUGAAAUUUUGACUGAAAUUCAUGUUGAUGAAAUUAAACAAAUUCGUAGAGAUAUACCUUUUAAUCUGAAAGAUCUUAGAAUUUAUGAUCAGUCUGAUAUGAUGGAAGUCGACGAGGAAUUUUCUUCCGAUCGUUAUAAAAUAGUUGAUGAAAACGAACAAACUGAUAUAGAUACGACUUUUAAUCUUAAAAUUCUUGAUCACUUUCUUCUUGUACUUGAUUUUAAUAUUACUACAGAUACUGAUCAAAUUUCAAAUCAAGUUCAAAUAAUCAAUGAUUUGAUUGGAAAAUCACCAUUUAUAAGUAUGCAUAAUAAAGAUCAAUCCGUCCAGUUAAAAUCGAAAACAGAAUAUUCUGUUCAAGCAUUUGAUUCAGUUUAUGCUAGAACUCGUACAACUGCAGAUGGCAAUUGUUUAUAUAGUUCUCUUUCGAUAAUAAAUAUUGGGUCAGAAAAACUAACACAUUCAAUGAUAUUAUUAGCAGUCAAUGCAAUGAUUAAUAAUAGCGAUUAUUUCCAAACACUUUGUAAAGGCGGAGAAGUUCAAAUCCAAGCAUUUUCUAUAGCUCUAUCUCAUCCUAUCUAUUCAUACAUCCAAUUUGACAACAAUCCAAAAAAUAGACAUUACAUUCCAUUGAAUAUUAGUGUACAGGAAUUAAUCGAUCGAUUUAAUAAAGAAACAGCAGGUGGUCAUUUAAAAUAUAUAGGAUACAAAGCCGAUAUGAAUAAAUUAGGAUUUUGUAUUUAUUACAACGGUACUCAUUAUGAUGCUCUUUUACCUUUUCAAGAUAAUCCUCAACAAUUUGUACCACAUUUUGACUUGAUUAAUAUGAGUUUAUAA